GCGGCCCGGCCCAGCAGCGGAGCCGAGCCCGGCGCGGCCCGCGGGAGCGCUGCCGGGGCCGGCCGGCAGAGGGAGCUGGCCAUGGUGGACCAUCUUGCAAACACGGAGAUCAACAGCCAGCGCAUCGCUGCUGUGGAGAACUGCUUUGGGGCUUCUGGGCAGCCCUUGGCCUUGCCGGGCAGGGUGCUGCUGGGAGAAGGGAUUUUGACCAAAGAAUGCCGCAAGAAGCCAAAGCCUCGCAUCUUUUUCCUUUUCAACGACAUCCUCGUCUACGGCAGCAUCAUCAUCAACAAAAGGAAGUACAACUCCCAGCACAUCAUCCCCCUUGAAGAUGUCACUUUGGAGACGCUGCCGGACACCUUGCAGAUGAAGAACCGCUGGAUGAUCAAAACCUCCAAGAAGUCCUUUGUGGUGUCCGCAGCCUCCCUGACGGAGAGGAAGGAGUGGAUCAGCCACCUGGAGGAGUGCAUCAAGCACCUGCUGACCAAGACGGGCCGGCAGCCCUGCAGGGAGCCCGCGGCUCCCUGGAUCCCAGACAAGGCCACGGACAUCUGCAUGCGCUGCACGCAGACCAAGUUCUCCACGCUCACCCGCAGGCACCACUGCCGCAAGUGCGGCUUUGUCGUGUGCGCCGACUGCUCCAGGCAGAGGUUCCUGAUGCCCCGGCUGUCCCCCAAGCCCCUGAGGGUCUGCAACCUGUGCUACAGGCAGCUGCUGGCAGAGAAGAAUAAGGAGGCGGAGGCGGAUCGGAGGCAGACGGAGCCCAUCCCCUCUGCCAUGCAGGGCUACGAGCCCUCCAGCGGCGAUGACAGCGACAAGUCUGACGAUGAGAGAGCUGAGCAGUGGCCAGCAGACACAGAGUUUUAUACCUCACAGGUAUCCUGGUCAUCUUUCCACAGCUGACCUCCCUGGGAGCUGCUGGUGUUUAGACACUGGGAAGCCACCCUCUGGCCUCCAUUGCGUGUCCUUCUCGAUGUUUUCUCUGAAGGCCAUGCCUGGGAAGGUGGGUCUUGGCCCCUGUGUGGUGUCAGAGCUGAGACAAGGUUUCCCCCCUGAGAACGUCUCAUAUAGUGUGAGCACAGAGAGAACAGCUCCGUGAAGAGCAUUGAGGACUGGGGCAGCGCCCUGUGAAUCAGUCUUGGCCAAAUGAGCUCACCUUCAGUGCCUUAUUCUUCCUCUCUGCUAAAACAUCUCUUGUUUGAAAUGUUUUGAGUUUGGCUCUUGGGAGGAAAAGGAGCAUGAAAUCCCAGAGUUGGACACAUUGGCCUGCUCACAGUUUGUUCCUCACAGCAAGGGCCAUUCUGGAUGUCACUUUCCACAAGCAUUCUGAGAUUCUCUCUGCAAGCUUGCCAGCCUGAGGGAAUAGCUGCUCAUCCCUGCAUGGUACAGCCAGCACUGGAUUCCCUGUCUUCUCAAGGUUGGAAACACUAAGAGAAUGGCACUUGGAAUGCAGGGAGCUUGUGUGAGGCUCAGUGUGAGCAAAGCACUGGAGCAUCCAGCUCUCUCACAUGGAAAGAGGCCAUGCCAGUGGUACCAGGCCAGGAGGAGGAGGGAGGGGAAAGGGACAGGGAAAAUGACACUGAGCAGUGAAAUACGGAGGGAGAGAGGUACUGCAUUCACUCAACUAGUGCAGAGGCAGAUCUCAAACACAGGCAGUUAUACCUGUUACUAGAAACUUGAAAAUCUCAAGCCUAUCAGGUAAAAGGACAGCCCAGGGAAGACUUGUUAAAAGUCUGUAAAAGUCCAGGGAAAAGCCCCAAAUUAAGAUGCUGUGAAGUACAGCACUUCAUCUUCCCCUUCCCUCCUGGGCUGCUGCCCAAGGCAUCAGAUUCUCACUUGUGGGCUCACCUCCUGCCUUAUCAGUCUCACGAGUCCAAAGUUAAGGUCCUUUAUGUACUUCAAGGAUGGGAGCCAAAGACUUUACAGUUUACUUGAGUACGUAGUUCAAAUUCAGUUAGAAAUAAACUGUGUUUAUUCAAGUACUCUAUCAUAAUGUAGCGUGGGAGUAAAUAUAGAGGAAAUCAGACAACAGCAAUUGUUUUGCAGCAGACAUUUCUACAAACUCCAUUAUUAGUGUAUUUUUGUAUUGUGUAUUUUGUGGUCUGGAAAAGCAACAUGGCUGGGAAUACACUGCCAAUGUUGUGAAAUGUUUCCUUACCAUGACCUGUUACAAGCAAUGCAUUGCUUGAGAGGUGGCCAUGUGUUUUUUUAAAUUUCAGUUCAAGAUAAUUAUUCUUACACUCUUUUAUAAACUGCUACUGUUCCAGUGAAUUUGUAUCACUUGACUAUGUGUGAAUAAAGAUACUGCCAACAGGAAGGAGCCAGGAAAA
Passer domesticus (house sparrow) is the source of this 2330-nucleotide messenger RNA. RefSeq names its product pleckstrin homology domain-containing family F member 1-like. The coding region runs from base 82 to 903 and encodes 273 amino acids. NCBI's taxonomy places the organism in Eukaryota, Metazoa, Chordata, Aves, Passeriformes, Passeridae. Gene Ontology annotation, biological process: endosome to lysosome transport; positive regulation of autophagy; endosome organization. The record is from RefSeq and is a predicted model, not a curated record. The transcript is spliced from 2 exons. Gene Ontology annotation, molecular function: metal ion binding; phosphatidylinositol binding. Gene Ontology annotation, cellular component: lysosome; early endosome.